GCCUGCGUUAAAGGAUAUCCCUGCGGGUGGACUAGCCUACCCACUGUUCACUGGUUCCUCAGACACUCAGGGAUACAGAAAGUAUUGUGCACCUUACAAGCAAUAAGAUCCAAUACCCCGCAACGGGUCUGAAAGACGGUACAUGACCAUGGCACUUAAAAGAAUACAAAAGGAGCUCCACGAUCUCCAAAGGGACCCCCCGGCCCAGUGUUCAGCUGGGCCUGUUGGAGAAGACAUGUUCCACUGGCAAGCUACAAUCAUGGGCCCGAGUGACAGCCCAUACCAAGGAGGUGUCUUCUUUCUCACAAUCCACUUCCCUACAGAUUAUCCUUUCAAACCACCAAAGGUUGCUUUUACCACAAAAAUAUAUCACCCAAACAUCAACAGUAAUGGCAGUAUCUGUUUGGAUAUUUUACGAUCACAGUGGUCUCCUGCUCUAACAGUAUCAAAAGUUCUGUUGUCCAUAUGCUCUUUGCUCUGUGACCCGAACCCUGAUGACCCCUUAGUGCCAGACAUUGCACACAUCUACAAAUCAGACAAAGAAAAAUACAAUAGACUAGCGAGAGAGUGGACCCAAAAGUAUGCAAUGUGAAACAAAAACAAAACCCUUUACAAAACUGGCCAUUUUUGAGUCACAGACCACUGUAAAUUCCUAGUAUCUUAAAGAAAAUAAACUUAGGUGAUAUUAUAACACAUCAUACUGUUAACAUUACCAACUGACGACCAUUUGUAGAGCAUAGAAGUUAGGUUUUAUGGGCGGAGCAUGGACCAUUCCGGAGGCUAAUUUUGAGGAUGUGCGCAGUGCAGUCUGCUUCCCCUUUCCACCCUUUUUUUGGGCACUUUUUUUUUCUUUUUCUUCAUUUUGUAAAUCUUAUUUAAGAGAAUUGAGGCAUGGCGUUUUGUUGGCGAUGAACCAAGUAAAGAGGGAAAUUAAGGAAUUGUUGCAUUUAUUUUUUUCAUUUAUUUUUUUUGUUUUUAGUUGAUCUUCAUUUUCAUUUAGAGAUUUUUAUUGUAUAGUGUAAAGACUAUACUGAAUCUAUUUUUAUUAUUUUGCAUUAAAAAUGGAUUUUAAAAGUU
Clupea harengus (Atlantic herring) is the source of this 1077-nucleotide messenger RNA. RefSeq names its product ubiquitin-conjugating enzyme E2D 1b (gene ube2d1b). NCBI's taxonomy places the organism in Eukaryota, Metazoa, Chordata, Actinopteri, Clupeiformes, Clupeidae. The record is from RefSeq and is a predicted model, not a curated record.